This is a messenger RNA of Hipposideros armiger (great roundleaf bat), 2405 nucleotides long. RefSeq names its product PTEN induced kinase 1 (gene PINK1). Gene Ontology annotation, cellular component: mitochondrion. Gene Ontology annotation, molecular function: ATP binding; protein serine/threonine kinase activity. NCBI's taxonomy places the organism in Eukaryota, Metazoa, Chordata, Mammalia, Chiroptera, Hipposideridae. The coding region runs from base 71 to 1849 and encodes 592 amino acids. The transcript has 9 exons. Gene Ontology annotation, biological process: positive regulation of mitochondrial fission; protein phosphorylation; regulation of apoptotic process. The record is from RefSeq and is a predicted model, not a curated record.
CCAAAAUUUGUUGUUGUGACUGGGCUGCCGGACGCCUGCGGCGGCUGGGGGACGCGGCCGCGGCGCUACCAUGGCGGUGCGACAGGCGCUGGGUCGGGGCCUGCAGCUGGGUCGGGCACUGCUGCUGCGCUUCACGGCCAAGCCUGGCCCGACCUACGGCUGGGGGCGGCCAGAGCGGCCGGGCCCCGCGGCGGCCUGGGGCCGCGGAGAGCGCCCGGGCCAGGCCGCGGGACCCGGCGCGGAGCCGCACAGGCUCGGGCUCGGGCUCCCCGACCGCUACCGCUUCUUCCGCCAGUCGGUGGCCGGGCUGGCGGCGCGGCUCCAGCGGCAGUUUGUGGUGCGGGCCCGGGGGGGCGCAGGCCCUUGCGGCCGGGCUGUCUUUCUGGCCUUCGGGCUGGGGCUGGGCCUCGUCGAGGAGAAGCAGGCGGAGGGCCGGCGGGCGGCCUCGGCCUGUCAGGAGAUCCAGGCAAUUUUUACACAGAAAAACAAGCUGCCUUCUGACCCGCUGGACACUAGACGCUGGCAGGGCUUCCAGCUGGAGGAGUAUCUGAUAGGGCAGUCCAUUGGCAAGGGCUGCAGUGCUGCUGUGUAUGAAGCCACCGUACCUGUGUUGCCCCAGAACCUGGAGGUGGCAAAGAGCUUCGGGCUUCUUCCAGGGAGAGGCCCAGACAUCGUCCCACGAGGAGAAGAGGAGGAGCUUGCUCCACGGGCCCUUGCCUUUCCCUUAGCCAUCAAGAUGAUGUGGAACAUCUCGGCGGGCUCCUCCAGCGAAGCCAUCUUUAACACAAUGAGCCAGGAGCUAGUCCCAGCUAGUCGAGUGGCCUUGGCCGGGGAGUAUGGAGCCGUCACUUACAGAAAAUCCAAGGGAGGGCCCAAGCAGCUGGCCCCUCACCCCAACAUCAUCCGGGUCUUCCGCGCCUUCACCUCGUCUGUCCCACUGCUGCCCGGGGCCCUGGUCGACUACCCGGAUGUGCUGCCCCCACGACUUCACCCCGAAGGCCUGGGCCACGGGCGGACGCUCUUCCUCGUGAUGAAGAACUACCCCUGUACCCUGCGCCAGUACCUUCGCGAGAACAGCCCAAGCCCCCGCCUCGCCACCGUGAUGACCUUGCAGCUCCUGGAAGGAGUGGAUCAUUUGGUUCAGCAGGGUGUCGCUCACAGGGACUUAAAAUCUGACAACAUCCUCGUGGAGCUGGAUGCAGACGGCUGCCCCUGGUUGGUGAUCGCGGAUUUUGGUUGCUGCCUGGCUGACAAGCACGUCGGCCUGCAGUUGCCUUUCACCAGCUGGUAUGUGGAUCGGGGCGGAAACGGCUGCCUGAUGGCUCCUGAGGUGUCCACGGCCUGCCCCGGCCCCAGGGCAGUGAUUGACUACAGCAAGGCUGAUGCCUGGUGCUCAUGUGCAGGAGGUGGUUCAUGGGCCUUCCAUGAUGGGGAGGCUAUUCCAACUGGGGGCACAGUGCCCCCCCAGCCAAAUGUGUACAUGUGGAAAAGCCUGGAGCAUGGGCUGAGAGCAGCCAGAUUUAUUAACAAACGGUUGUGGGCCGAGCACUGUCAUAGAUGUCCUAAGCCUCAGCUUCCCUUUCUGUUGCAGAGACCGUCUGCCCGAGUAGCUGCUAACGUGCUUCAUUUAAGCCUCUGGGGUGAACAUACUCUAGCCCUGAAGAAUCUGAAACUAGACAAGAUGAUUGGCUGGCUCCUGCAACAAUCAGCAGCCACUUUAUUGGCCGACAGGCUCACGGAGAAGAGCUGUGUAGAAACAAAAAUGAAGAUGUUAUUUCUGGCCAACCUGGAGUAUGAAGCGCUGUGCGAGGCAGCCCUUCUCCUCUACUCCUGGAGGGCCGCCCCGUGAUAGCGCUGAUGUAGCUGGUGAAUUACUAAAAGAACUUGGCAGCAUCUAUGUCGUGAUGGUCUGUGAAUGCUGAGGGCGGGAGCUCAGAGGUGUGAGGGUGGGAGUCAAGAGAAAAGAUGGCGCAGAGAGGGCUGGUGAACAGAAGAGAGGGCCUCUGAUUUGGCAAAUGGGAGGAACAUGCUGAGUGAAGUUCAUGGUCUGUAGCUACUAAACCUAGCUGUGCGAUUUUGGAUGUGUCCUAUAACCAGUGUGGUCUGAAGUUCUGUUACCUAUAAAAUGAAGUAACUGGUCUAGAUAGGAGUCGGCAAACCUUUCCUGGAGUGGGCCUAAGAGUAAAGACUUGGCUAACACAGCUACUCUGUCAUUAUAAUCUUAAAUAUGUAAGCGAACAAGCGUGGCUGUGUGCCAGUGCAGCUUUAUUGAUGGGCACUGAAAUUUGAAUUUCAUGUGUCACAAAAUAUUAAUUUUUUUAAAUCGUUUAAAAAUGUAAAGACCAUUUUUGCUUGCAGGCCAUACAGAAAGCAAGCUGCGGGCUGGAAUGGCCCACGGGCCAUAC